Molecule: messenger RNA, 443 nt
Organism: Telopea speciosissima
Lineage: Eukaryota; Viridiplantae; Streptophyta; Magnoliopsida; Proteales; Proteaceae
Product: wound-induced basic protein
Exons: 2
Coding region: 94-237 (47 amino acids)
Source: RefSeq, a predicted model, not a curated record
UUUUUAACGAAGAAGGACGACAUAGCGAUAUCUGAAGAAACUAGGGUUUGUUGAAGUUAGUGUUAUUGACGCUUACUUCCUAUCGCGACCACAAUGAUUUACGACGUAAACUCCCCCCUGUUCAGAUCCUUCCUCAGCCAGAAAGGCGGAGCAGCUGAUAAGAGGAAAACCGAAGAGCAAAAGCCCAAGGAGCAGAGGCCAAAAGCCAAUGAGAACAAGCCUGUAAUGACCGAGUGACAGGAUUAGUAGCACAGAUAAUGUAGACAUGACUGUAUCAGGGAUCUGUGCCUUUUAUAGAGAUCAAUAUGUAGGAUGUGGAGACAAUUUGAACUUUGUUCAAGUAAGUUCUGUUCUUGAUAUGGUAAAGAAUCGGUAUGAUUAUGAUUGAACAAUCUGGGGGAAACCCUGUUUUGGAACUUGUAAUUGACUUCCUCCGAUUGAUG